AUGGCUCGCCGUGGACACCUAGAUGGACUGACUGCCCAAGCUCCAGCUCUGAUGCGCCAUGGUUCCUUCGCUGCAGGCAGCCUCUCUAGCCACUCACCUUUGCAGUCUUCAUCCACACUGGAGAUGCUGGAGAGCAAGCUUGGCAUGCAAACUGCAGAAGUGGAAAAGCUUAUCAUGGAGAAUCAGCGGUUAGCAUCAAGCCAUGUGGUCUUGAGGCAGGACAUCGUUGAUACGGAGAAAGAGAUGCAAAUGAUCCGCACCCACCUAGGUGAAGUUCAGACAGAGACUGAUUUGCAGAUUAGAGAUUUAUUGGAGAGAAUCAGAUUAAUGGAGGCAGACAUACAUAGUGGUGAUGCAGUGAAGAAGGAGCUUCACCAAGUGCAUAUGGAGGCAAAGAGACUUAUUACUGAAAGGCAGAUGCUAACCCUUGAGAUAGAGAAUCUGACUAAAGAAUUACAUAAACUCUCUGCCUCUGGUGAUGGUAAAAGCCUUCCUGAAUUGCUUGCUGAGCUAGAUGGGCUACGGAAAGAGCAUCAUAAUUUACGAUCUCAAUUUGAAUAUGAGAAAAAUACAAACAUCAAGCAAGUUGAGCAGAUGCGGACAAUGGAAAUGAACCUGAUAACCAUGACUAAACAAGCUGAGAAGUUACGUGGUGAUGUGGCAAAUGCUGAAAGACGGGCACAGGCAGCUGCGGCUCAAGCAGCGGCACAUGCAGCUGGUGCACAGGUGACAGCUUCACAGCCUGGGACAGCUCAAGCUACAGCGGUUUCAGCAGCAGCUACAGACCCAUAUGCAGGUGCAUAUGCCAGUUACCCCUCGGCAUAUCAGCAGGGAGCCCAGGCUGGGGCAUAUCAGCAGGGAGCCCAGGCUGGGGCAUAUCAGCAGGGAACCCAGGCUGGGGCAUAUCAGCAAGGAAACCAGGCUGGAGCAUACACCUAUGCUUAUGAUGCUGCCACGGCUUACGCAUAUGCAGGUUACUCUGGCUAUCCAGUUGCAGGCUAUGCGCAAAGUGCAGUGCCCAAUUAUUCCUAUGCCGUACCUCCACAGCCAAGCAGCGGUGCAGCUACAGACGCCGCAAGCCUGUAUGGCACAGCUGGUAGUGCUGGAUAUCCUACUGGGCAAGUUCAGCCGAGCAGUGCCACUGCAAAUGCAGCGCAACCACCUCCACCACCGCGGGCAGCACCAUAUCCUAGCACAUAUGACCAAACCAGAGGAGCCCAGAGGUGA
Molecule: messenger RNA, 1227 nt
Organism: Miscanthus lutarioriparius
Lineage: Eukaryota; Viridiplantae; Streptophyta; Magnoliopsida; Poales; Poaceae
Source: the annotation of a GenBank genome assembly